CCCACCAAAAAUUAACCCCCCCUAACUUAUUUCUUCUGAAUUUAUCCAUCUCCCCAACUACCUCAUUCAUUAUUUUGCAUUGAAUUCUUCUUGAUUAUGCUGCCCAGUUUGAACAAAUACUGGAGAAUUCUCCAGAAUUCCCUCAUAAACCCUAGAUCUACUUUCGUAUUCCCUCUUCUCUCUCCUCUAACAUUUUGCGAUUCUCUCUGAUUCUCUCUCUGAAACCCUAACCAAAUCCAAAAUGAGUUCCAUCCCAAAUGAGAAGGAGUCCCCUCGUUGCAAAAAGGAAGACGGUGAUUCUCAGUCUACGCUGUACAAAUGUCAGCGCGGCACUGGAAUAAUGAAACCAGUGCGCCGCUGCUCCGUCGCCUUUUCUAGGUAUCAUCGAGGGAAAAUUGGGGCUAAAAUUGAGCCUAUAUACUCCAGUGAUGACGAGGAUGAUGUUGUUGUGGAAGAACCACCAAAACCUAAUGCUGAUGAGGCUGGAACUGGUCCAGAUCUAGGGGCCGUCGGUGGUUCUUUGGCUGUGAAGGAAGGGGUUGCAGAUCAGGACAACCCUUCUGAGGAGUCAGAUCUGGUGGUUAUGGGAAGGAGCGAGGUCAUAGUUGCUGUGGUUGAGGUGCCUGAGUCCCCUGAACCCAUUACCGAAGUUCUUCCUGAGUCGGUGCUGGGUCUUCUACAGGGAACAAAAGGGUGCGUUCUGUGUUGACGGAGGACUACAGCAACUGGGACCCUGAUUAUAUGGCUUGGUUGAGGGAGAAAUACCCUCAUGACUUCCCUCCCAGUAACUAAUCUCGCAGCCAAUUUUCUCCUAACUUUCUUCUUCUUCAGGGGGAAAUUGCAUCUUGAGAGUAAGUAAAGUGCUUUAAGGAAGAGUAGAAAAGGAUACUUGCACUUUCCAGCUACAUGUCUGAUCAUGCUGCUAGGCCUUCUCAUGACGAGGAUGCAACAUCGAUGACAUCCUUACAAGCCCAUCAGCCGAGCUGGAUGACCCGCUGGAUAAAUAACAGUUCUAAGCCAAGAUCAAUCGCUGACAAUUCCUCAUUUUUGCGCUACAAUAAAGGACAUGCUGAUACAAGAGGCUCCCUGGUGCAAAGUGGGCUUAAGACAGAAGAUAGUCUUCAAUCUGGGAAAGGAAUAAGUAAAAGUCCUGAAGAAAUAAAAACCGGGGGAUGUGUUAACAAGGAUUUGACUAAGAAACUGGGAAAUUUUAAGAAUAAACUCAGUAAUUUAUCUUUUCCAAGUCUCACCCUUGGCCAAUACAAAGAGAGUGCCUCAACAGUUGGGACAGAAGUUGAUCACGAGUUUGGCCACAAGUCCAUGGCUCUAACCUUAGCUGUUGGUAAAGAGGAUACUUCGAGGGAUUUCAAUUUGAGGAAUAGCAAGCAACAAGCUAUGUCGAAUUUAUUCCAAGAACAGAAAGGCAAAGGUGUAUCAAGAUCUUUUAACAAUAACAAAUCUGAUGCAUCAAAGCCAGUUGUGGUAUUUGAACGACACUUUUCGAAUGAUAAUUUCACAUGUUUUAGUCAGGAUCGUUGCAAGUAUCAAAAAUCCUCUUCAGUCCUGUUUCAUGAAAAGAAAAUGGGAAAUGACCUUUGUCAUGAUUCUGGAAUGAGUGAUGAAGUACGUUUGCAACAUGGUUGUCCCUCAGGGAAAAAGAAUUUUCAGUCCUUUUUUCUCAAGCUGCAGUCUCAAAAUGGGGGCCAACCCCUCGAUAGCAUUCCAUGUUCUUUCCGCAAUGUAGAGACUAUGAGGAUUUGUACAAUGGUUGAUUCUGUGGAGAAUUCACCUGGAGAUCCUCCCAAAAUUUCUCAGAGAGCCCAUCACAUUCUAUUCACCAAGGAAACUUGUGUUAAUAUGUCAAAAGGACAUCAGGUGAUGGUUGAACCAACUUCAGCUCAUCAAGAAGAGAAGACAUUUGGUGGGCCUUUUAGCAUGUUUACUAACGUUGCUCCUCGUUCAAGAGGAGUGAAUAUCCAACCUCUGUGGACCUCCACUGAUGAUAGUGAAGAGAAGGAAAAUACUGCAAAUCCUUCCAUCUGUAAAACGGGUUCAAGGAAUGAAGCAUCUGCUGAAACUAAUGGAAUGCAAGUAGAAGCUCCUAAGAACCGGCAUAAUCUAUUGGGUAUGGAACCAUCCCCAUCAACUAAGGAUGAUACUAUGGCUGAAAGUAGCCCACCAGCUGCCUGUGAUUCAAGCUCAGAGAAAACCAGAAGCAAAAGGCCUAUCACAGAGAUACCUGACAUAAAUGAAGAGGCAGAAGAGCAACCUGGGCUUCAACCUGCAGUAAGUUCAACAGAUGGAAAAGACCCAAGUACUUCAAGAGUCCGUAGUUUGAAUGCUAAACAGCUCUUCUCAUCUCAUGAACAGACCUCUGAGAGUAAUACCCGACAAGAACGUUCUCUUGGCCCAGAUUCGGGUAACAGAUGGAUUAAGCGCCUGAAGGUAAGUUCUUCUGAUUCAUUAGGGAUUGGUACCAAGAGUUCAGAUAUGGGGGAAGGCUCUUCGCAUGAGAAAUUUAAUACAUUCUUCAACAGAAUAACAAAAUACAAUAGAGAGAGCUUUGAUGCCAAGUUACGCAAGCAUCAUGGCAAGGCACAGAUGGAGAUAGAGCAAAAUGUGAAGGCUCCAAGAAAUGGUGGGUCCUCAUCCCUGGUGGCAACAAACAGGAACCGAAGUAUGCUUGGUUGUUCUUGGAUUCAGAGAUGGUGUCAGAAGAGUACUUCUCCCCCGCCAAGUAAUGCUGAGCCCCUGGUGAUCUGUGAGCCUCAUCGCUUGAAGAUAGGGCAGGAUGAGCUUGCAAAGAAACAGUUCCCAAGUAUUGCUGCCAUGGCAUUGAUGGGGAAAGCCAUGAAUGGACUCCAAUCAUGCGAAUUUAAGAAAAGAGGAUCCAUUGUAGUUUGGAAUACCAAGGAGUACUAAGAUACGUCUGCAAUGAACUACCAAAAUUAUACCGUUAAGAGAUGCUCUUGGCAAUUGUAUAAUGUGUAUAUAGAACUAUCCUUAAUUUAUUUUUUAAUCCACCAAUUGAUGGACAGGAUUAUAUUUUAGAGAACACUAGCACUCUACAUUUUUCACAGUGGGGUUCUUUACAAUGGCGGAUCCUGCAGAAGUGUUUUUCCUCCUGGAUGCAGCCACUCUGUGGCAAGACCUCUUUUUUUGGGUCUAGAAUCCAAGAGGCAUCAUUUUUCUGCAACCGAGCCUGAAAUGAUUUGCGAAGACAAUGGUGUCAUUUCUCAACAAUGAGGGAUGAUUUAAUUCUUUGGAGGCUAUGUGAGGCAUAAAUUUCUUACUCGGCAUCUCCAAACAGGUUAUGGAGAGUUCUCAAAUGAUCCCCAGUGUUUCUGCUGUAGUUUGAUGUGGUCAGUUAUCUUUUGUCAAUUAAUUCAUUAUAAAGGGAUCCUUUGUUGAUAUUUCAAUUUUAUUGUGCUUUCUUUGUAAAUUUUUGUACUCCAUUUGCCUAGUUUGUGGUUUGAGACUAUGUAGAUUGCCUUUGGCAUGAUAAUUUUCAUUCGAGAUUGUUUAUUA
Messenger RNA from Chenopodium quinoa (quinoa), 3528 nucleotides. RefSeq lists its product as uncharacterized. Lineage: Eukaryota; Viridiplantae; Streptophyta; Magnoliopsida; Caryophyllales; Amaranthaceae. The record is from RefSeq and is a predicted model, not a curated record. Gene Ontology annotation, biological process: regulation of photomorphogenesis. The transcript has 5 exons. Bases 907 to 2922 code for a protein of 671 amino acids.